Messenger RNA from Symphalangus syndactylus (siamang), 351 nucleotides. It is a transcript of the gene IGFL3, whose product is annotated as IGF like family member 3. Gene Ontology annotation, molecular function: signaling receptor binding. The record is from RefSeq and is a predicted model, not a curated record. Lineage: Eukaryota; Metazoa; Chordata; Mammalia; Primates; Hylobatidae.
AUGAGGCCACGAUGCUGCAUCUUGGCUCUUGUCUGCUGGAUAACAGUCUUCCUCCUCCAGUGUUCAAAAGGAACUACAGACGCUCCUGUUGGCUCAGGACUGUGGCUGUGCCAGCCGGCGCCCAGGUGUGGGAACAAGAUCUACAACCCUUCAGAGCAGUGCUGCUAUGAUGAUGCCAUCUUGUCCUUAGAGGAGACCCGCCGCUGUGGCUCCACCUGCACCUUCUGGCCCUGCUUUGAGCUCUGCUGUCCUGAGUCUUUUGGCCCCCAGCAGUUUCUUGUGAAGCUGAGGGUUCUGGGUAUGAAUUCUCAGUGUCAUUUAUCUCCUAUCUCCCGGAGCUGUACCAGCUGA